AUGGAUGUCGGCAGCUUGCUACUCUUGUGCCGGGCCCGCUUGACGGCGGCUGUCGGCGUGCCGUCAGGAAGAGCCGUGCUUGCUGCGGCAGGUGCAAUCUUGGUCCUGGCAGCAGCUGCCCUUCCUCUGCUUGGCCGGCAUGGCUUCCUAGCCUGGUCCAAGCCUCCGAGCGCGCGCUUUGCAGCGCUGCUGGCUCUUCGGGCGCUUCUCUUCCCGUCUCUGGCCGAGGAGGCCUUCUGGCGUGCAACCAUGCUGCCCAACGCCCACACAGACCUGUCCGAAGGUUUGACUUCGGACUGGGGAAUGCUGCCUAGGCUGUCGGCGCAGCAGUGGUUGUGGGUGCUUGCUUGCCUGCUGCUCUUCGUGGCAAUGCACCUGGCCUCUGGCCCGUUGUUGUCUCGGGUUGGCGCGACCCACGACCAGGGCAGGACCUUCCAUGACGCGCGGUUCUUGUAUCUUGCGACGAUGCUGGGCAUCGCCUGCAGCAUCGUGUACUUGGGCUCAGGCAAUCUGUGGGCAGCGACGCUGGUUCACUGGCUGCCGGUCUGCGUGUGGCUGCUUUUCCUGGGAGGGGAGAGAAGGCUUCGCGGAGUGAGCGACACGAGCGAAGAGUCGACCUCGGACGAGAGCAGCGCAGAGGGCUCCCUGCGAAAACAGCUGCUGCGCAAGCGGAAAACUGUUUUUUGCCAACCAAGAGAUGGAACAGAAACAUAUCGAUUGUAG
Molecule: messenger RNA, 723 nt
Organism: Symbiodinium natans
Lineage: Eukaryota; Dinophyceae; Suessiales; Symbiodiniaceae
Source: the annotation of a GenBank genome assembly